ACACACACUGGUUUCCGGCCCCAGGGUCUCUGUAACGGCCUCACUUGCUUCAAGAGCUUCAGUUCACAACGCGUAACCAGUUCGAGUGGCUCACACGUAAACCUGCUCUCUGGAUUCUCUUCAUGAGGAUGAAGUCUUCUUCGAUCUCUUGGAAGUGAUUUGCGAUCAGUUGGCAUGAAUCGAUUUCGUGGAUUUGUUAGUGUUUUGCGUUGUUCGAUGAAGAAGUUUGGCUAUCGAAACUGCUAGUGAGUAAUUUGAGUUCCGCACUCAUUUUUUUUUUGUUUUCUUUAGAAACAUUGUGAUAUUAUUUAUUGUGAAUGAUGAUGCUUUCGAAAGCAUUGUGGUACUUUUUCUUGUCAUGUUUUGUCUGUCAUAUGGUACUUUGUGAUACACUGUUGGAUAGUGGUGUGGUGCAAGAUGAUAGAAAAACGGACAAUAAAGAAGAUUCUAGUAUGAAUGGAGGGACUGUUUUGAGUAAUGAAUUUUCUUCUGACACAAUUUCGGACAGUUCAGAAGAGAGUAACAGUUUGCGAUCUACUGAAAAAAUGGAUUUAAGUUCAGAAGAAAAUCAGGGUUCAAUAGUAACGACAGUUUCAACCGAUGAAUCUAGUAAUUCAGACUCACAUACAAUUGAAUCAACCGAUACUCCUAUAUCAAUUACAUUUAAAACUGAUGCCAAGAAAGAUAUGAAAAAGAAACACAAAUUGGCUUUUAAGAAGAAGGAUAUGACUUCAGAAGACGAGGAAUCCGACAGUUUAAAAUUUCAAGAUCAUGAUUCCGAAAUGCAUUCGUCCACCAUGAGUACUGAUGACGAAAUGACAGAAUCAGUGAGUACUGUAGAAUCGGAAACUGAAUCGAAAUUAAUUGAAACAUCUGAACAGGAUUCGUCUACAGAGUUAAAUCGAGAUCCAAAACACGAAGACAUCAGUUCAGAUAGCUUCACCACUCUGACAUCAAAUAUUGAAAAAUCUGAAGAGUCUGCUGUAGAUGAUGAUCUGUCAAAAUCAGCGUUAGGUUCUGAGAAAACAGAACAUAUAUCCUAUACACCCCUUGCUGGAAUCGAAAUUGAUAUGCCUGUAAUGGAAGAAACAACACUGGGUCCUAUGGAAGCAGCGCAAACGACAACAUCUGAGAUUUUAACUCGUGAUGAUGAAGAGCAUAGCACUGCAUCAGAAAAAACCACUGUGAAUCCAAUUGACUUGCAUCAUAUGUCCAAAAAGAUAAUCGAAAACGAUAGCCUUGAUAUUAAAGAUGAGCAUGGCUUGACCGACGAGGAUAUUUUUAAUAGAGUUAAUAACAGUUUGAACAUUGAUGAAGAACAUGACCAUGAAAAUACAACAAAAACAACAGGCCAUCAAGAAAUCACCAGCACAAUGCCUCCUGGAGUUCGUAAACAGAAACAAAUGAAUUUCGACAACACGGAAGGAAAAUGUGUGUGUAACGAACCCAAAAUUAUAUUUAACCCUUCUAAUUGCGUGGGCGGGAGGACCUUAUCUGACCCAAAGUGUCCUUGUCGAAGCAUUUGUGCACGUCAAGCUGGGGAAUCCUGUUCUCCAGAAGAGCCCUGUGACGAGGAGUUUGGACUUAAGUGCAACCUUCAGACUAACACCUGCCACGGCUCUCUCGGAAUUGAAGUUCUUGAUGUGUCAGCUAAUUCUGCCAGAAUUAAAUGGGAUUCUUCUCAUUCAGAGUUGCUGCCUCAAGCUGUUGUAUAUUAUUCACCUGUUUUUCGGGGACUGUACACAGAAUGGACGAAAGUUGAUGGUGUUAAGCCAAUUUUUAAAUUGGAAAAUCUUCUACCUGGAAAAGUUUAUUAUGUUAAAGUUGAAGAAGAUGGUAAACAAGAAAUAUCCACUUUCAAGACUAAAGAAAAUGUCUUGGGAAACAUGCCUAAAGUUUUGGUCAAACAGAAAAGUCAAACUACUUUGACUGUUGUAUGGGAUGAUUUUCGUUUACCUAGUUAUCAUUCUGAAUACGUACUUGAAUAUAAACCUGCUGAUGAAAGUAAUCAAAGCUGGACUAAAGUGAAGACUGGAACUCAGACAAUUGUGACUGUUACACAUUUAGAACCCAAUACACCAUACAAUGUGAAAGUAGCUGUUUGGGAAGAUGAUAAAAUGGAACUACCCUCAGAAGUCAUUACUGCAUAUACAGCUGAUGGUUGUGUAGUAGAUAAUAAAAUAUACAAUGUUGGAGAAGAAUAUUUUAUUGAAUGUGAUUCUAGAUGUACUUGUGAUGGAAAUAACAAAACAACCUGUUCUCCUCGAUGUAAUUCACCUUAUGUAAAACUAGGCUCUAACAAUGCAGAUCCAUUAUGUUAUGAAAAACCACUAUCUUCUGAUCCAUGCUGUGUAACUAUAAGAUGCUCAAAUAGCAAAUACUCCAUAGAGACUGAAGGUGUUAAAAAUAAGACAGGAGACUGUCCUGAAAUAUUAGAAGGACCUGAAGCUGAAGAAAAGUCAUGUUUAUCUGACUGUGAUCAUGAUGGUGACUGCGAUGGUAAUUUGAAAUGUUGUCCAAGCUCUUGUGGUGGGGCUGUAUGUGUACAGCCAUUGAUGGCUGAAGAUAUAUGUGAACAUAUUUACUGUGGACAGAAUGCAAAAUGUGUGUCUGAAAAAAUGUCUUGUGAAUGUGCUGAUGGAUAUACAGGAAAUCCUCAUGAUUUCAUGAUAGGUUGUUAUUUAGCUAACUCAACAGAUACUGUUUUGAAUGGCACACAGUCAAGUAGGUCAGGAUUUCAUUUAAAUUUGGAUGAUAAAGAUGCCUCUGAAGAAAAUUAUACCAAUAAAACUAUUAUUUCUGAAGAAAAAUCUGAUGAAUCAGAAUCAAAAAAUGAGUUAGAAACUGAUAACCAUGAACCCAAAAUGCCAGUUGCAACUGAACCUCCUUUUCAACUUGAUCUUACUUCUAACAGUAAUCACAGUAUGGAUUCUUUAAAUAUUUCUGCUAAUUCAGAUGUCAUGUCUAAUAAUUCUGCUGAAACAAUUAUCAAUGAAGAAGAAAAUUUCCAUUUUAAGAAACCACAAGACGUAGAUUCAAGAAGUAUGGUUCCAACUGAGAUGAAGUCGGAGGAAAAUUCAAAUACAGAGCCUGAGGGUACGCAAAUGCUCUUCGAUGGUUGUGAAUAUAAUAAUAUCACUUAUGACAGAGGAGUUAAGUUUGAAGAUGGAUGUGAAGCUUAUUGCACAUGUGAAGGAAGAGGACAUGUAUCAUGUGUGCCUAGAUGCACUGUUCUUUCUGCGGGUGGUCCUACAUGCAAAGAAGUUCAAGAUCCGGAUGAUCCUUGUUGUAAAAUUAUGCUCUGCAGCUUUCCUGGAAGUACUGAAAAAGAACAAGUUGAAAGUUUACCUCUGAAAAUUUUGUCUGCAUUAGCCCAAAAUGGUACAGCUGUUCGUGUACGUUUAGCUCUGUCAAUAUCUCAACUUCCUUCAAUGGCUGGAAGAGAUUCAUUAGAAGUGUGGUAUCGAGAAUCAUCUGACAGUGAGAAUGAUCUUUCGCAGUGGAAUAAGAAACACUUAACACAAAAGGAUUUGACUGAAGUUCAGCAAGGGGUCUUUGAAUUUGAUAUUCAUGAUUUAAUACCUCAAACAGAUUAUUACAUCAAAGUUGGAAAAGAGAAUCAAGGGACACCCAACCUCAAUAUGGCUGAAUUCAGCAAUACUGUUAAUGUAAAGACCUUCGCUGCUGCUGUAAAAACAGUUUUCCAAGGCUGCUUUCAUCACAACCAAUCCUAUGCUUUGGGUGAAGUGUUUUAUCAAGGUUGUGAGCACAAAUGCAUUUGCCGAGAAAAGGGUUUUAUUGAGUGUCAAGAUCGAUGCGAAAUUUACAUCGACACAGUUGGCUAUGAAGGAUGUGAUUGGGUACCUUCAGAAGAAGAUUCAUGCUGUAUGAUUCCAAUGUGCAAUCGCCGUAAAAUUCCUCUAAUGCCUGAUGGACGAGUACCCUUUACAAGCGCAGCUGAAAACUUGUGCAUUGUUGACAACACUGAAGUGUACAGAGUAGGAGAUAUUUGGGAAUUAGAAGAUGGCUGCAAAACUAAAAUUUGUCGAUGUACCCUUCUCGGGAAUGGUAAUACAAGUAUUCAGUGCCAAAGUCAAUGUCCACCUCUCGCUCCAAAUGCUCACAUACCCACAGCACGUUGUCCUCAUCCAGUGCUCAUUAAACCAGAUGGGCCAUGCAAUUGUCCAUAUGUUGUCUGCAAUGAUGCUCCCAGGCGUAUUCAACCACCUCGCCCACAGUGUGAGUUUAAGGGUCAGCGAUAUGAUAUGGGUCAAGAGUUCCAUGAUGGAUGCAUUGCCCUUUGUCACUGUGGACAAGAUUUGAGAGUGAAUUGUGCUGCUAUAGAAUGCCCUUAUCAUUUCUCUGCUGAUAUUACUAACUGUUUAGAGUGGGACAUUGAUCCUCAUUUUUUCCCUACACCCCCUCAUUGCUGUGCUCCGGCUAAAUGCAAAAAUGAUGGCUCUUGCUUGUUAAAUGGAAGAAAGUUUGAAAACUUCCAGGAAAUCCAUGAUGAACUUCUGCCUUGUGGAACAAGAUGCUUUUGUGUCAAUGGUAAUGUAACCUGUGAAAAUACAUGUCCUCCAGUUGCAGAUGUGCCACCUGUUGAAUUACCUUGUUCUCCAAACCUGGCCUUUAAAGGUUAUGCACCUGGUGAAACAUGUUGCUUGAAAUGGAUGUGUAAAGAACCUCUAAAACCUAAUUAUUGCAUGUUUCAAGGAUCUCGAUACUUAGUGUCUGAGAAAUGGGAUGUACAGGAUUCAAAUCAACAAAAAUUGUGCAGUUGUAUACUGGCUCCCGGAGAAGAAAUACCACAUGUUGAUUGCCGUGGGGGAUGUCCACCAAUUCCUCAGAAAUUUAUGUCCCCUACUGAACAGUGUCUUCGUCCUGUUAUUGUUACUCCAGACAAUCCACUUAUGUGUCCCUAUGCUUUAUGCAAUAAUACUGUUGGAGGCCAGGAAAUGUACAAUGUCAAUGUUGUUGCCCUUAAUUCAACUGCUGUGCGAGUUCGUUUCUCUCUGUCAAAUAUUUUUGUUGGGUUGAUUGGACAUGCUGAACUUCAUUUUACUACUGAUCCUACCCUUCCACCCAACCAGUGGCACAUCCAGAAGUUUUCUCGACCAAAAAGACUUUUUGACAGCCCUAAUAUAGAAUAUAUUUUGAAUGCCUUGAGACCAAAUACCACUUAUUUCUUGCAAGUAAAAAUUAAAAUAGAUGCUCUGAGUGGAGGGCCUGAAAGUGAACUUUUCAAGCUAAGAAUGCCAGAAGAAGUAAUUGUCACUACCACAACAACUGUUCCUCCUAUGAUGAUAAUUGAAGCUAAUCCAGAAGCUCAUGUAAUUGACGCUAAAACAGUUAGAAUUUCAUGGAGAAACUUUGAUUUAAAGGAAAAGAAAUAUAUCUAUGCCAUGCAAUUGAAGUACAAGUUGAAAAAUGAGGCUGAUGAUAAGUGGAUUACAACUCCGAUGAUUCAUAGAGAUGUUACGUCAUAUUUUCUACAUGACCUUGAACCUGCUGCAGAUUACAUUGUAGAUGUUGUAUUUAUGCCUCCAAAAGAUGUGCCAACUAAAAUUGUUUCUGGAAAAGGAGUAGAAUUUAGAACUGCCAAGAAAAUUAAGGAUGAAUAUCAUUUACAAGUUUCUGUUGAAAAUAAUAAACUUGAGGAAGAUAAAUCAUCUUUCCAAUUUGCUGGUAUACCAGAACCAAUAUCAAAAUAUGUUCAUGUUAUAAAAAUCAUGUACAAGACUAGUGAUGGAGAGCAGUCCUAUAGUUUCAAAGUGCCAAAAACUAAUCAUAUCAUGCUUGAUCAUCUGAAACCAGGAAAAAAAUAUUUAGCUCAACUGGAGCUGUAUUUAACUAAUGGCCAAACACUAACAUCAAAUGAAGUAGAGUUUAUCACAAAGUCUGCAAAACAACCUCAAGUUAAUGUUUCAGAAACUGAAAAUGUUAUUAGUCAAGAAGAUCAUACGAAUGGGAAACAAGCUGAACUACUUCAAAGUAAUGAAAAUAGGGAAGAUGAAAACAGAGCUUACUUUAUUGCCUUGGUUGUUGUUGCUGUAGUAGCUGCUGUGGCUGGCUUUGGCUUCGUACUUUUAUUGGUCAUUUUAGUAAAGAGGCAAGCCUCUGCCAAAGCUCCUAUUUCCCGAACGCCGUCAGAGUCAGCUUAUGAUAAUCCUACUUAUAAAUUGAAGAAUUUGGAUUUAAAAGAAAUAUUUAGACAGACUUAUGAUACAGAGCGGCCAGAAGACAAAGUAAAUGGACAAACCAUUCAAACUACUCAAGCGUAGCUCCUAGCUACAAAAUAGACUUUUUAAGUUCAACAAUCAUGGGAUGACCUAACUAAGCAAAAAGUUCUAUCUAUAUAUUGACGUUUUUACUUGUUUAACUUAGUCAACAUAGUACUGCCAUUUAAAGAAGUGUGCUGAAAAGAAAAAUACUAAGAACUUUAUUUGUCAAUUAAAGAGAACUUAACUAAGAAGCUAUUUGAGGUUAUAAGAACAUAAAGGAGCUAUUUGAGAACAUAAAGUAGUUUGGGAAGAAUAAUUCUCUAGUGAUUUUAUAGUGAAUGAAAACUUUGUUUAUUAUUUAGAGUUACUUCUAAAUAUUAACAUGUGAAGUUUUGGUUUUAAAAACGUUCUGUUUAUAUUACAGAAGUUACUGCAUAAGUCAAAGCAAUUUUUUUAUUGCAUUUUUUUGUCUUAUUUUCAGUAAAUGAGCUUUUUUUUGUAUUUUGUGUAAGGUACAAUAAUUAACAUUUUAAAUACUUGUUGAAACUAAAUUAAAAUGACUUUUUUCUAUAUUUUAAAUACUUUUAAUUAAAUUGUCAAAUUUUCUAAAUUUGUUUAGUUAAAUCCUUAAAAAUAGAUGCAAAUCUUAUCUGAUAAUGUGCUAAUUGACUUAAUUCAAAUAAUAAUAAGUGUAAAUUUUUUAUCUAUUUUUAGGGAUGAUUUGAUAUUUUCUUAGUCUUGCAUUUUUGUACUUUUAAACUCUCUUUUUGAGGGUCGAAAAUUGUGUGAUAUUUUGCUCAAAAAGUAUAUUAUAUAAUUUUUUUUUAGAAAUUUUAUAGAAAGAGUUUUUGAGACUGUUUGAGUAAUAAAACUUGUGGAAUGUUUGGUGAUAAAAUGUUAAUUUAAUUUUUUGUGUUGAUCUUCUGUUUGAAGUUUAGUUCUUUGUUAUCUAGUGUUCUUAUGUAUAAUAUUAAAAAUAAUACUUAGCAAUCUAAGUAUUAGGCUGUAAUUAGUUUGUACAAAUUAAAAAUAGGGAUAGAGAAGGCUAGAAAUUUGUUAAAAUACUAAAUGCAAGUAAGUUAAAAUUUCAUAAUUAUAAUUAUUUUAAUAAUUAAAAGCAUUUAAUUGCAGUUUUGAAUUUCUAUGGAAUUGUGAAUCAGUAAUUAUUUUUUUGGCUAAAAUUUAAUUUUUGUAUAUCAUCAAUACUUGUACUAACCUGUAAUUUGGUAUGUGUUUUAGCAAUUAUUUCUUUAAAUAUCUUAACUUUUAAUUUUUUAUUCUUUGAAAAACUAACUGUAAAAUGUUUUUAUCUUUAUGUGUUGAUCACUGAAGAAAUCUGUACCUUUGUUUAACUUAAAUUAUUUCUUCCAAUACCUAUUUGUUGAAUUGUAUUAUAAAAUGUACAGUGAGAGAUUUAUUAUAUAUACACUAUAUCUGUGUUAUAAAGCACUAUUUUCUUACUUUGUAAAGCAUUUUAUAUGUAAAAGAAAAAUUUUAUUGUAAUGAGAAUAAAAGAAAUUUUGUAUAUAA
Parasteatoda tepidariorum (common house spider) is the source of this 7754-nucleotide messenger RNA. RefSeq lists its product as uncharacterized. The record is from RefSeq and is a predicted model, not a curated record. Lineage: Eukaryota; Metazoa; Arthropoda; Arachnida; Araneae; Theridiidae. Gene Ontology annotation, molecular function: integrin binding; peptidase inhibitor activity. Gene Ontology annotation, cellular component: extracellular region. Gene Ontology annotation, biological process: cell adhesion; positive regulation of cell differentiation.